CUUCUGACGGCAUAAUAAACACCGGUCUGUAAGUGCGUUUUUGAAGACUCACUGUUAUAGAAGUUGAGGACAGAUUUAUUCACCAGUGGACAUUCGACGACUCUACAGCAGCCGGGUAGGCGUACUUAAAGCUGUACCGUUCCGGUUAACUCGGUCCUGUCUGUAUUCAUUUCCUUUCGUCUAUAAUACAGUUCAGUUGCGUUGCUUCCGUUCUGAGACAGGCGAGCAAGUCGCCUACUGCUCUUUUCCACCAUGGCGCACUCUUUCUCCCCUCGAUCAAUCAUACUCUGCGUCGUACUGUUGUUUUCGACAAAUGCGCUCGCCGUCUCGGCCGUACUUGGCGUCGAUCUUGGCACCGAAUACAUCAAAGCCGCCCUCGUCAAACCCGGCAUCCCCCUCGAAAUUGUCCUGACGAAAGAUUCGCGAAGAAAGGAGACGUCCGCGGUCGCAUUCAAGCCUUCACAGAAUAGCCCCAAGUCUGGCGCAUACCCUGAGCGAGCAUACGGCUCGAACGCCAUAGCUCUCGCAGCUCGAUUCCCCGCCGACGUCUACCCAAACCUCAAGACCCUCCUUGGGCUACCUUCGGACGAUGCGUUGGUCUCAGAAUACCUUGCCAGACAUCCUGCUCUGCAAUUGGAACCCCACAAAGCUCGAGGCACUGUCGCUUUCAAGAGCAAGGCAUUCACCGCCGAGGAGGAAGCAUGGAUGAUCGAGGAACUACUAGCCAUGCAGCUGCAGAGCAUUCAGCGCAAUGCUGAAGCCUUAGCCGGCUCUGGCACAUCGGUCCGCUCUAUCGUUGUCACAAUUCCCCCGUUCUACACAACCGAGGAGAAGCGUGCAGUAGAGUUGGCUGCAGAAUUGGUUGGGCUCAGGGUCCUCUCCCUGAUCAGUGAUGGUUUGGCAGUGGGCUUAAACUACGCCACCAGCCGAACUUUCCCCAAUAUCAACGAAGGAGGCAAGCCCGAGUACCACAUGGUGUUCGAUAUGGGUGCCGGAUCCACCAGCGCAACCAUCAUGAAGUUUCAGGGCCGAACAGUAAAGGACAUUGGCAAGUUCAACAAGACGGUUCAGGAGGUGCAAGUCCUGGGGAGUGGCUCAGACAGGACCCUUGGCGGCGAUGCUCUCAACUACCUGAUCGUGGAUGACAUGAUUUCCAAGUUCGUCGACACAUCAGCUGCCAAGAAGGCCUCGGUCGUGACUGAAAGCGUUCAGGGACAUGGUCGAGCCAUGGCGAAACUCUUGAAAGAAGCGGAGAGGCUCCGACACAUUCUCAGUGCCAAUGUCGACACUCAAACCAGCUUCGAAGGCCUCUACGAGGAUGUCGACUUCAAGUACAAGAUCACUCGUACAGCCUUUGAGGGGAUGGCUGAGGCUCAUGUCGAGAGGGUGGCUGCUGCGGUUCAGAAGGCCUUGGACACGGCCGAGCUCGACAUUUCCCAGCUUGACUCCAUCAUCCUCCAUGGUGGCGCAUCUCGGACACCAUUUGUCCAGAAAGCCCUAGAGAAAUUUGCAGGGAGCGAGAAGCUGCGCAGUAAUGUGAACUCGGAUGAGGCCGCUGUGUUCGGUGCUGGCUUCAGGGCUGCAGAGCUUAGCCCCAGCUUUCGAGUCAAGGAGAUCAAAAUCUCAGAUGCUGCUGGUUAUCCAGCCGGCAUGAGAUGGACAAAUCCCCAGGAGAAGGUCCAGCAGCAACGCUUGUGGACCGAGAGGUCUUUCUUGGGCGCAGCUCCAAAGGAAGUGACGUUCGCGAACCAUGAGGAUUUCUCUGUCAAGUUCUACCAGCAGGUUCCGUCAAACGAGGGAACUGUGGAGAAGGACACUCGAGUUCUGACAACCAAGAACCUUACUGCGUCAGUAGCUUCGCUGAUGGUCAACAACGGCUGCCUGAACCCGGAUAUUCAUUUCAAGGUUGGUUUGCGGCUCAGUAGUGACAACGGCGAGGUCGAGGUGGCCAAGGCUACUGUGGAAUGUGAGGCAGACGAGCCCGAGAAAGAGGGCUCCAUGAUGGAUGGGGUGAAGAACCUCUUUGGUUUUGGUAAGAACAAGGACCAACAACCACUGAAUGAUGGCGAGGAGAACAGUGAAAGCAGUGAAAGCAAUGGGAGCAGUGAGUCAACAUCGACAACUGCUUUUACCGACACGGCCACCACUUCAUCUAUGCAGUCAAACACCAUGUCCGCUGAAACUACGGCCUCAUCUGCGGUGUCGGCUGAAUCGGUCGAAGCCAGCGCGAAGCCCAAGAAAAGGCAACUUGUUGUAAUACCAGUUGAUUACACUGUUGCAAAGGCCGGAGCCCCUGAGCUUGCCAAGGCCGAUCUCAAGGCAGCGAAGGAUCGUAUCAAGGCCUUCGAGGCUUCUGACCGAUCACGCCAACAGAGAGAAGAGACGCUCAAUCAGCUGGAGGGAUUUACGUACAAGGUCCGGGAUCUUCUGGAAAGUGAAUCGUUUGUUGCCGCCUCUACUCCCGCAGAACGUGCCGUCUUGGAGAAGAGGGCUGGUGAUGCCAGCGAGUGGCUUUACGAUGACGGUGCCGACGCUUCUCGUGACGAGUUCAAGGCUCGCCUCAAGGAACUGAAAGAUUUGGUUUCUCCUGUUGAGAAAAGAAUCAAGGAAUCACAGGAGCGACCUGAGCUCGUCAAAGCAUUAAGAGAUGCGCUCGGCCAGACUGCCACUUUCAUCGAUUCCAUCAAGCAAAAGAUCUCCGAUGCCGAGGCUUUCAUGUCCUCCAUCAGCUCUUCUGCUUCCGCAACCUCGGAAACUAGUUCUACUGUCACUGCUGCUCCGUCCAAGGGCUCUGAUGAGUUUGAAGGUCUUGAAGACGAUGACACUACGACAUCCACGACUACGGCGACAAUGGAGGACCGUGGCCCAGUCCCGCCGCUGUACACUCUUGACGAUCUGAAUGAAAUCACAGCCCUCUCCGAGUCCACCUUGACCUGGCUCGAGAAGAAACUUGCCGAACAGGACAAGCUGCCUGACACAGCUGACCCAGUUCUCACCGCCAAGGAUAUCACAGAAAAGACCAAGAAGCUCGAGAAAGCCGGCAUGGAUCUGGCCAUGAAGGCAGUCAAGAACUUUGACUCCAAGGGGGGCAAGAAGAAGAGCAGUAGCUCCAACAAGGGUAGUAAGUCCAAGAAAAAGAGUGCCACAGCAAAGACGGGUACAUCUGCUCCUGAACAGACGGUGGAGUUGAAGGAUGACGAAGGAUACAUUAAAUUUGGAGGUGAUGGGAAACAGCCCACAUCCGAAGAGAUUGAGGAGAUGAUCCAGAAGCUCACCAAGGAGUACCAAGAAAAGGAUGGCAAGGAGUCGAAGCCGAAGCAUGAUGAGCUGUGAUACAUUUUACACGUUUUAUGAAUAAUACCACAUGCAAUUGCCCAUCAGGGAUCUGUUAGCUGAAUGUCACGGGCCCCUCGAGUCUUGCCCUGGGCAGCAUAGUACUCCCAAAACGGAUAGAGCUGGUAGUCGGGUGAGUGCUGCCAAACAUUGCCGGCAGGCGGUACCACCACGUCCAAAGGGAUACUUGUGCACAAGCUCAACACGUUUGCCGUGUAGUGUUUGGUGGAUUGCAAAUGAGCCCUCGCACGAAGCCCGUUUGUGUUGGGCAACCAGUAACCUAGAGUCUGCAGUGCCCCGUGCUAAUAACGCACCACGUUCCUCGCGGUACCUUCCUCGGAUGAAUACAUCACCUUCAAGUAAUACACGUGCC
Pseudomassariella vexata is the source of this 3706-nucleotide messenger RNA. RefSeq names its product stress protein ORP150. The record is from RefSeq and is a predicted model, not a curated record. The coding region runs from base 253 to 3333 and encodes 1026 amino acids. Gene Ontology annotation, molecular function: ATP binding; ATP-dependent protein folding chaperone. Lineage: Eukaryota; Fungi; Ascomycota; Sordariomycetes; Amphisphaeriales; Pseudomassariaceae. Gene Ontology annotation, biological process: negative regulation of hypoxia-induced intrinsic apoptotic signaling pathway; cellular response to hypoxia; endoplasmic reticulum unfolded protein response. Gene Ontology annotation, cellular component: endoplasmic reticulum chaperone complex. The transcript has a single exon.